UGUCUGUGGGGGGCUCUGGGGUAGAGGUCUAAUAGGGGCCUGACCGGAGGCGGCCGGCCCCUGCGCCACCCGGCCACCAUGCAGCUGCGGGACUCGCCGGCCGCCUGCCCGGCGCUGUGGCGCUGCCUGCCCUGCCCGUCGGCCGAGCUGCGCCUGGACCUGGUGCUGGCGUCGGGGCAAACGUUCCGGUGGUGGCAGAGCAGCCCGGGGGCCUGGACCGGCGUGCUGGAGGGGCGCGUCUGGACGCUGCGGCAGGAGCAGGACCGGCUCUGGUACACGCUGUACGGCGAGGAGGGGGAUGAGGAGGGGGGUCCCGCCGGGGCAGCCAAGCCGGGCGAUGCCGAGACGGACCAGAUCCUGCGUGACUACUUCCAGCUGGACGUGGGGCUUCCAGCCCUGUACCGUGCCUGGGGGGCUGCCGACCCCCUGUUCCGCAAGGUGGCUGCUGACUUCCCAGGGGUGCGGGUGCUGCGGCAGGACCCCGUGGAGUGCCUCCUCUCCUUCAUCUGCACCUCCAACAACCACGUCUCCCGCAUCACCGGCAUGAUCGAGCGCCUCUGCCGCACCUUCGGCCGACGCCUCUGCCGCCUCGACGCCCGGCCCUUUCACGCCUUCCCCUCCCUCUCAGCGCUCACAGGCGCUGACGCUGAGGCCCGGCUGCGGGCACUGGGCUUUGGGUACCGGGCCAAGUUUGUCAGCGGGACAGCGCGGGCCGUGGCUGAAGGGCUCGGGGCUGAGGGGCUGCGCCAGCUGCGUACCGUGCCCUACGCUGAGGCCAGGAGGGUGCUGUGCACCCUGCCCGGCGUGGGCACUAAGGUUGCUGACUGCGUCUGCCUGAUGGCGCUGGACAAGGCAGAGGCCGUGCCGGUGGACACCCACGUCUGGCGCAUUGCCCGGCAGCGCUACGGCAUGGCGCUGGGUGGCAGGAGCCUGAGCCCCCGGGCCCACCAAGAGAUCGGUGACUUCUUCCGAGGGCUGUGGGGCCCCCGCGCCGGCUGGGCACAGGCAGUCCUCUUCUGUGCUGACCUCCGCAAGGGCCAGGAGCCGGCUGGCAGCCAGGAUCGGGCCCCGGGGGGCCGAGGCCAGGACAGAUGUGGGGACACGACCCGCUAGGGACACCCCAGGAGGGAAAGAGCCGGGGGAUCCCUGUGCCUGCUCCCAGCUGGGGAUGGACAGGGGUGUAGGCAGCUGCCUGUCCCCUGCCCACUGUGUGCCUGGCAGGGGCUGCUGCCCUGGCCAGUGGGGCUGGGGGUGGUCGGGGCUGUGUCCAGCCCACCCAGGGCAGAGCCAAGCCAAGCGGUGUUGGCCUCUUGCCUUUAUUACAAGCAAUAAAAUAGAAACAUCCA
Molecule: messenger RNA, 1346 nt
Organism: Falco peregrinus (peregrine falcon)
Lineage: Eukaryota; Metazoa; Chordata; Aves; Falconiformes; Falconidae
Gene: OGG1
Product: 8-oxoguanine DNA glycosylase
Exons: 7
Coding region: 79-1113 (344 amino acids)
Biological process (GO): base-excision repair; base-excision repair, AP site formation; nucleotide-excision repair
Cellular component (GO): nucleus
Molecular function (GO): 8-oxo-7,8-dihydroguanine DNA N-glycosylase activity; damaged DNA binding
Source: RefSeq, a predicted model, not a curated record